CCUCUAAUGAGUGAUUCUUGUAGUUCUGCCUAGUUUCAUAGCCUAUGGGGAAGUAAAUCUUUGGGGACCGAAGUAAAUGUGGGGUCGAAGUUAAAUGGACGAGGGAAGCUCAUGGAUGUUCGGGCUUCUCCACUCCACAUUGGACCGCUCCGUCUGCGACACGUGAAUCAUUAUCAGCGACUCCGGCUCCGGCGUGGCUGCGGGACACUGUCUAUGAUUCAACUGUUUACUAGUGGAGCAUCGCACCUCCGCUUGCAUCCCUCUGCUCCGUGUUGGCCUUCGCCUUAUAGAUCCCCGUUCGCCGCAACUGGCAUCAUCUCCUGUCUCGGUGUUAUGGAACAGGUAUCAUGGGGCGGUUGCUACACUGUUCAGGCUUGAAUUCGGUCGCGGGCUUGCGCAUCUCACUCGCGCCGCACUGCCUCUCUCUCUGCAUUUAUUGCUGCGUUCGGAGCAGGCCAUUGGCAGUGCCCAAAUCAAGCUUUGAAACUAAACCCCUCCAAUCAUUUCUAGCUACAUACAUAUAUAUAUAUACCCCUAUAUGUUGGAUGCCCCUCAAUCUUCCUGCCUUACCUUGGUUGUCCACUGCGAACGACGCAUCUCGCAUAACAGGCCGACGAGCGGUAAUUGGGCCCUGCAACUCCACAACUCAAUUUGUCUCCACGUCACCUACAAUGAUUGCUCACAGUGCAACUUCCACAAUUAAGGGGUCUUCAUCGUUCGACCGCUUUCAUCAUCACUCGCCCCAACCCGUAGAGAUUAGAACCGAGACACUAAAUCACUCGGCGUACUACUCUAAUCAUCCAUCGCUGCAGUCAGCCGACGAUCACUUGUGUUCGGGAGACCAAGAUGCGGACCCACGAGGCAAUCCAUCCAUGUAUGGAAGGGUCAAAAGGGGGGGCUCCCCAUUCGUAUUUGAAUCACAACCCGAUGUCCAGCUCGCCCUGCAUGAGUCGCUGAGCCGAUCACAAGGUGGGGAGCCGUGGCGCCAUUCGCAGCACUGCCAACCCGCUGUCGCGCCAUCCUCCGAUCAGCGAACAUCAUCCGAUUCCCGAGAAGAAUAUUACCUCUCUGUUACAGAGAUGCUUGGGGAGUGGGUCGAGGAGAAGGGAGUUUUGGGGAUGGCGUUGGAGGUUUCGCUCCUUGGGCUAUGUCUGCAAUAUUUUGUGAGGGAAUGAUGGAUAACUGGGAUGAUGGUAAAAUGAUUAUCUCAAGAUUUAUUUUUGAUAAUGUUUGUGAUGCUAGCUACCAUGAUGGAUAUAAUUCUACUAGGCCGAGUAGCAUUGGGCUGCCGGUUUUAC
Cantharellus anzutake is the source of this 1298-nucleotide messenger RNA. RefSeq lists its product as uncharacterized. The record is from RefSeq and is a predicted model, not a curated record. Bases 348 to 1175 code for a protein of 275 amino acids. The transcript is spliced from 3 exons. Lineage: Eukaryota; Fungi; Basidiomycota; Agaricomycetes; Cantharellales; Hydnaceae.